AUGAUUCGAAGAACACGAACGGUCAAAGUUUAUAAGGAGUCAACGUCUGACGAAGAUGAUGACCCGUCAAGCAUGCCAAAGAAUGACAGUAAGGAGGAGUGUGAGGAGGAGUGGAUACCUGAUUCGAAGGAAGAUAAGACCAAAGGAAGAGGGAGGAAGAGGAAAGGUGAAAUGGCUGAGAAGAAGCCAGUAACAAAGAGAGUAGCAAAACCCAGAGAAUCCAAACCGAAAACAGAGAGGAAGUCCAGAGCUCCCAAGAGUCUUAACACAGUGAAGCAGGAACAGGCACCCAAUGAGGGACAGCAAAGCAGUGAUGUUGUCAGGGAGACAAGGGUACCUCAGCAGUCAAUGAACGUCAAGGAGGAGAGGCUGUCCAUCAACAUUUACAGCGAGGGAACAACAGGAAGCGGAAUGGCUGAGGGGCCGUGUUCCAGUAAGCAGCUACCAGUGAUGAAAAAGGAGGAACCUGAGGAGGACUUCACCUUCGAUGAGCCAGCCCAGAAAAAGCAGAAGACCACCAGUGCCCCCGAGGGAAGACGGGCAGCCGCCGUUAAGUCAGGAGAUAUUUUAGGUGAAGGGCUUCCGAUGAACUGGGACCCCAUUAAGGUGCUUGCUGAUAAGACAGGUGUGGAGACAUGGGUGUGUGCCAAUAUCGCCCAGCUGCUACAUGAAGAAAACACCAUCCCCUUUAUCGUACGCUACAGGAAAGAGCUGAUUAACCACAUGGAUGCAGAUGCUGUCAGAGACGUGCAGUUAGCACUGGAGGAACUCAGCUCUGUGUCAAGAAAGGGCAAGUCCAUCACGCAGACACUAAAGAAGGAAGGGCAGCUCACCGCUGAACUGGAGGAGGCUUUGAAAAAUUGCAAGUCCGCCGAUGAACUGGACCAUGUGUAUUCCCCCUACAAGAAAGGCAGUAAGCUAUCGAAAGCGCGGCGGGCAAAGCAGCUAGGACUGGAACCGGCGGCGUUGGCCCUGCUGCAGACUCCUCAGACGCUGAACCUUCACUCUUGGAUUCAGCCCAACACUGAGGGUCUGUCCACCGUGGAAGAUGUAAUUACAGGCAUAGAGCAGAUUCUGGCGGAUAUGAUCGCCAAGGACGGCGAAACCCUCACCUACGUCCGUUCACUGUGUGAAAAAAGCAAGGUAACCAUCCAGUCUAAAGUGUCUAAGACAGCCGUGAAAGAGCAGCAGCAGUAUAAACAAGGGGAUCAGAAGAGCAAACCUAAAGACGUGGACAAGUUCCUCUUGUAUUCUGACUUCACCUGCGACGUCCAACGCAUCCAACAUCAUCAGACACUGGCCAUUAACCGAGGGGAGAGUCUGAAGAUUCUGACAGUGAAGGUCAACAUCCCCGACUGGGUGAAGAAUGACUUCUGUAGGUGGUGCGUCAACGUCAGGUGGAGACCACAGGGCUUUGCUCGGCCGGAGCUGAUGAAGAUUUUGAAUGACGCUGUGGAGGAUUCUUAUAAGAGACUCAUAUUGCCACUGCUCAUCAGAUCCUACAGGACUAAACUGACCGCCAGCGCAGAGAAGGAGUCUGUGGCCAUGUUUGUGCGUAACCUGCGUCAGCGUUUGUUGAUGUGUCCCGUGCGAGGUCGUGUCAUAAUGGGAAUAGACCCGGGCUUCCGGCACGGAUGUAAACUGGCUGUCCUCUCUGCCAACGGUCAGAUCAUACACACAGAUGUGGUUUACCUGCAUGGCUCGGGCAGACAUAAGGAAGCUGAUAAACUGCGCCACCUUAUGAUCAAACACAGCUGUCAGACUGUUGUCAUAGGUAACGGCACAGCAUGUCGGGAAACAGAGGCCUUCUUUGCUGACCUCAUCAAGAGGCAAUUCUUCUGCCCUCUGGAUGUUUCCUACUGUAUCACUAAUGAGGCGGGAGCCUCCAUCUACAGUGUGAGUCCAGAAGCGGUCAAAGAGAUGCCCGAUCUGGAUCCAAAUCUCAGGAGCGCAGUGUCCAUCGGGAGACGUGUUCAGGAUCCCUUAGCUGAACUGGUCAAGAUCGACCCCAAACACAUCGGCAUCGGCACGUAUCAGCACGAUGUGUCAAAGAGCCUGCUGAGGGCAGCGCUGGACGGAGUGGUUCAGGAGUGUGUGAGCUUCGUGGGAGUGGACAUCAACAUCUGCUCAGAGACGCUGAUGAGGCAUGUCGCAGGUCUGAACGCGGGCCAAGCGCGCAACAUUGUCGAGUGGCGAGAGAAGAACGGGCCCUUUCUGAACAGAGAGCAGCUGAGGCUUGUCAAAGGCCUGGGCCCAAAGAGUUUCCAACAGUGUUCAGGCUUCAUCAGAGUUAAUCCUGAGACUGCACACAGCAUGCAGAGCAGAAAAACAGAUUCCUCAGCCCCGGAGAAAGCAGUAGCUAAGAAGAGCAAGGCCAAAGGCUCUGGGUCCAUCUCCGCGCAGCCUAACCCACUGGACCAAACCUGCAUCCACCCAGAGUCCUACAGUGUCACCAUGAGUUUCUUAUCACAGAUUGGUGGACAUUUGAAUCAGUUGGGUAGCCCUGAGCUCACUGAGCGCGUGCGGUCUAGCAUUAGGUGUAGUGGUCUGGAGACACUGGCUAAAACCCUUCACACCACGCCGGAGACCCUGCAGCUCAUAGUGGACGGCCUCACCCAGCCACCGGGAUUUGACAUCCGGCAAGACUUCGAGCAGACGGACUUUAAGCAAGGGAUCGUGUCUCUGAGUGACCUUCGGGAGGGCACGGUGCUGACGGGCCGCGUGGAUAACACUGCGUUAUUCGGAGCGUUUGUGGACAUCGGAGUAGGGCGAUCUGGACUCAUCCCAAAACGCUACAUCACUCCAGAUAAGCUUCCUUCCGACCAUCGGCGUCGAAGCUUGGCCCUUGGUCCGGGAGAACGGGUAGAGGUUCGAGUCCUAAACGUGGAUCUUCAGCGUAACCGGAUAACCCUGGACCUCAUUAGGGUUCUCAGAUAG
Molecule: messenger RNA, 2937 nt
Organism: Chanos chanos (milkfish)
Lineage: Eukaryota; Metazoa; Chordata; Actinopteri; Gonorynchiformes; Chanidae
Gene: srbd1
Product: S1 RNA binding domain 1
Exons: 20
Coding region: 1-2937 (978 amino acids)
Biological process (GO): translation; nucleobase-containing compound metabolic process
Molecular function (GO): structural constituent of ribosome; mRNA binding
Source: RefSeq, a predicted model, not a curated record